AUGCAAAUUAAAAAUGUUGCAGAAAGUGAUGUACCACUUUGCACUGAGGACAAUGCUAUACGCUAUAAAUUCCAGCAUCUUUUAUCGAAAAAACUUGAUUUUUCACAUCGCCUUGCUGCUGAAUACGGCGCAGUAAUGUGUAACUUCUUGGCUGGCUUACGAAAACAAGUAAGACAAAACAAUACAGCUCAUGAAACUCUUUUUGAAGAAGCUACUUCACGAACUGCUGCAUCAUUUGAUUAUAUAAAAACUUUAUCGCAACCAUUACGAUUUCCUCCACGUCGUAAACGACGUCAUUUUCAUUCCACGAAAUUAUCUAGUCGACAUCAUCGCCAUCAUGAAAAUCAGAUAAUUGCAGCACGCAAUUCUAUUUUCAAUCCUGAAUUCUUUACUGAUGAAUUUUACAAGCAAUUUUUCAAAAUAUAUAUGCAAAAGUGA
This is a messenger RNA of Thelazia callipaeda (thelaziosis nematode), 438 nucleotides long. The record is from the annotation of a GenBank genome assembly. Lineage: Eukaryota; Metazoa; Nematoda; Chromadorea; Rhabditida; Thelaziidae.